AUGGCACCGACUUCUUUGUCUAUUUCUGAUUCAGUUCCUGCUAUGCAGUGGGCACUUGUGCCCAAAAGAAGCUCUGGGAGCAGCAUAAAACCCGAGUACAUCCAGAUACCAGUCCCAGCAAUCGCAGCCGAUGAUGUUCUUGUCCAGAUCAAGUUUUCCGGUGUUUGCUAUCAACACUCUGAGACAUGGAAAGAUGAAGCCUGGACCAAGACGCAUCCCAUCGGUGGCCACGAAGGAACCGGUCUGGUCGUGGCAGUCGGAGAGAAUGUCGACAAUCUAGCCGUGGCAGAUCGAGUGGGGGUUCAGUGGGCUAAUCAAUCCUGUGGCAACUGCGAUUUCUGCCACAGCGGAUGUGAGCCGCUUUGCCCUGAUGCUCGCUUCUCAGGAUACACGGUGGAUGGGACCUUUCAGCAAUACGCUGUAUGCAAGGCUACCCACGUCGUCAGAAUUCCUGAUGAUGUUGCGUUGGAUGAAGCUGCUUCGAUACUUUGCUCCAGUGGCACCGUUUACAAAGCUCUCAAGGAGAGCAAUGCCCAGCCGGGCCAGAUUGUCGCCAUCGCCGGUCAAGGAGGCUUGACUUCGUUCGCUUGUCAGCUUGCCAAGGCAUGUGGAUUUCGAGUACUCGCCUUGGCCAACGAAGCCAACGUGACGGCGAUGAAGCUGCUAGGAGUGGCCUUCUUUGUCGACUGUCUCUCUCCAGACGUUGUUUCGGAGGUGAAGUCAGUCACCGGUGGAGGUCCCCAUGCUACGUUGGUUGUCACGGCAGAAGAGACAUUAUUCCAUCAAGCAAUUCAGUUUGUUCGGCCAAGAGGGACUGUCGUUGCAGUGGGUGUUCCUGCUGGCGGUAUCCAGACAGAUCUUUUCGUGCCGAUGAUGCGCAUGGUCAACAUCAAAGGCUCGUGUGUUGCCAACAGCAGCGAAACAGCAGAGGCACUCGGGGUCGUCACCCAAGCCAAAUUGAACAUUCCACAUCGCGUUUUGGAGUUGCAGGAUCUUCCUGGUAUUCAUGAAUUAAUAGACAAAGGCGAAUUGCAAGAACGAGUGGUUCUCAGUCUUCCUGAACCUCACCAAGACGAUCCAUCAGACGGUGCCUUUGCCUUGUCCCCCAGAGUGCCUGAGUUCAGUCAGAGCCAGUACAAUAUCGGAACAUAUCUCGCAUACCGACUGGAAGAGCUGGGGAUCCGAGAUUACUUUGUGGUUCCGGGCGACUUCAAUUUGAUCCUUCUCGACCAGAUACUCAAGAGCGAGUACCUGCGCAUGGUGGGUUGCUGCAACGAACUUAAUGCCGGAUACGCCGCUGAUGGAUACGCCCGGUCCUCGCCGACACGCGUGGCCGUCGUGAUGGUUACAUUCAUGGUCGGUAGUCUCUCUGUCGUGAAUGCCAUUGCCGGGGCCUACUCGGAUCGCCUGCGCGUAGUGGUGGUCUGCAGCUGCCCCAAGUCCAUCACAUUUGGUCAGAAUCGAGUAAUUCACCACACCCUCGGCGUCCCAGACCGAGACCAGUCACUGCGGAUGUACCGAGAAGUUACCACGGCCUCUGUUCGGCUGAGUCGUGACCAAAAGAGUGCUCGCCAAACGCUUGACCAAACGCUGGUGCAAUGUGUCGAAAACUCGUUGCCGGUGUAUAUCGAAAUCCCUGCAGAUAUUUCCGAAAUGCCCUGCGAUUCACCACAGCCAUUGGCAUUUCAACGUCCCGACUUGGCUCCUGCGAAUCAGCUUCAAGAAGCAAUCCACGCCGUGACCGAUGCGUGGAACUCGGCUCACAGACCCGUUGUCUUGAUCGGCGCACUGGCACGAUCCGUCCUUCCCGAAACACUCGUGGCCGUGCUAGACAAACUCGGCUGCGCUGUCUUUUGCCAACCAGAUGCAAAGUCACUGGUUCCUGAGAAUUAUCCUCAGUUUGCUGGCACUUUCUGGUCGAAGGCGUUGGAGCCGGCGUUGUGUGGGGAGACGGUAAUGAACUCGGACUUGUGGGUGGUGAUCGGUGGACGGUGGAGUGACUAUCACACACUGGGAGACACGCUGGAUAUUUCCAAAGAGUCAUAUCGAGUGUUGGACCUGCAGGAUGAGUACAUCCAGGCCCCCGAGUCUCACAUCAUUCAAGGCAUCCCGCUGGCCCAGGCACUCACAGCGCUGGUCAAGUCGGACAUCAAGAAGAAACCCAUCGCCAUGGAAUUGACUAAGCAGGAAUCUCAUCCAAUGUCCAUGAAUAAUACGACAUUGACCGUGGCUAGCAUUCUCAGUGGCAUCGAGCACCUGCUCCGACCACAGGAUACGUUGAUUGCCGAAACGGGAGACAGCUGGUUCAACGCUCAACGUAUUCGACUGCCGCAUGGAACCGACUUUCAGAUGCAGAUGAUUUACGGCUCGAUUGGAUGGAGCUUGCCGGCGACAAUGGGCAGCCAAUUGGCCCGGCCAGAUGGGCGAACAGUGUUGAUGAUCGGGGAUGGCAGCUUUCAGAUGACGGCGCAGGAAGUGAGCACGAUGAUCCGGAUGCGGAUGAACGCGGUGGUGUUUAUCUUCAACAACCUGGGCUAUGGAAUCGAGACGGCCAUCCAUGAGGGUCCGUACAACUACAUCAGCAACUGGAACUACGCCGCGUUCACGUCCAGCCUGAGCGGCGUGUUCCACACUCAGGAUCUCGACAAUCCGUACUUGUCCAGCGCCGAGAAGCAGAAGGAGAUGGACCCAUCCGUGUUUGCAAUGCAGAUCAAGACCCACGGCGAACUGUUGGUGGCGUUGAAUCGCGUCCAGCGCGAGCCGGAAAAACUGGCGAUCCUCGAAUGUUGCAUCGAGCCGAAGGACAUCAGCGACUUGUUGGUUCGCUUUGGUUCUGCCGUGGGGAAGAAGCAUUGA
Aspergillus wentii DTO 134E9 is the source of this 2856-nucleotide messenger RNA. RefSeq lists its product as uncharacterized. Bases 1 to 2856 code for a protein of 951 amino acids. The record is from RefSeq and is a predicted model, not a curated record. Gene Ontology annotation, molecular function: thiamine pyrophosphate binding; oxidoreductase activity; carboxy-lyase activity. The transcript has 9 exons. NCBI's taxonomy places the organism in Eukaryota, Fungi, Ascomycota, Eurotiomycetes, Eurotiales, Aspergillaceae.